Messenger RNA from Linnemannia hyalina, 2199 nucleotides. The record is from the annotation of a GenBank genome assembly. Lineage: Eukaryota; Fungi; Mortierellomycota; Mortierellomycetes; Mortierellales; Mortierellaceae.
AUGACCAACUCGUGGUUUUGUGGCGUCCAAGGAAUCGGGUUGAUGUACAUAGUACUGACGAUGCUUUGCCUGGGCUUUCUCCUGAUUGCCAACCUCCACGUCCUGUCAGUCUUCCGAUCGUACGUUGUCCAGAACCAUUUGACAAAGUUGAUGGUCCUUUCCUUCUUUCUGCCGCUCUCGCUUGUCCUCCCUGUGGCGAUUCGCAAGCAGGUCGAAAAUCCUGGAUUCGGCUCUAUUUGUUUUGUCAGCUCCCAGGUCGCCAGUCCAUACUUUUUUUAUCCAUUAUCUGUCGUUGUCUGCCUGGCUACCUUGCUCCACCUGGGCACCAUCGCCUUCAUGAUCAAGUCGAGCAUACAGAACAACUCGGUGGCUGUGAGUGACUCGACGUCGUUCAAGAGCCAGAGCGACUCGCAGAGCAAUAAGACAACUUCACAACGACGACGCCGACUCCAAGCAGCACGCGAUAUUUCCCAGCUCCUCAAACAACAAUGGCGUCCGGGUCUCUUGGCGCUCUGUCUCUUGAUCGUCUACAUGAUCUACUGGCUCUUUUAUUUCAUCGAGGCGAAAAAGUUGGAGAGGGUCAGACCGGACACUCCUUGGUUCAUGGAGUGGCUUGCAUGUUUGGCGGAGCAGGCUCAAGAGGCCCUCUUGUCCGGUCGAUUGUCGGCGACAUCUACAAUGGAUGAUUUGAAAGCCGCGGGAGAUGUGGCUCAAGGGGCGUGUGCACGGAUCACGGCGCCCUAUGUGCCGUCGUUUACUUGGGCGGCGCUGGCGGAUAUUAUGCCGGCAAUCUUUGGAAUUUUCGUCCUCAUUAUCUUUGGCACCAAGUUUGAGCUGUGGCAGGAUCUCAAGAGCAGGAUCGUUGGCGAAAAGGAUACAACCGUCUUUAUUAUGGGCGAUGUUUCCACGGACCAACAGCACCGACCGGUGUCCCCCGAAGAACAGCGGUAUCAGAAGCAGGAGCAUGUUCGCUUUUCACAGACGACAAAAGCAGAUCGAGGCAAGAGCCAGGACAAUGAUUUCUACUCGGAUGAUCUGGGUCUGGGAGCAAACGAGUUUAACAGUCGAGACAUGAUCAUGGCGGCGUACGAGGCAGAGACACCUCGAUAUGGCGGCAAACAGUCUCGGUCCCGGUCUGGAUCCCAUGCCGCUCCCCCUCUACCUAACACCGAGGCGAUAUAUGGUGGGGCGACGCGUAAGACAUCUGUCACUAUUCAGGACAACGACCGCGAGCCAAUUUACUACCGCAGUCCAGAACCCACCACGGCACAACAGGAACCCAUCCAGAAGCGGCUCUUCCACGAACAGCAUGCUUUGCUGGUUACGGAUGGCGCUGUCCCCUGGCCCUCCUGGCCUUCCUCGACCUCGACUACUUCUUCUUCGCCCACUUCGCCCAACUCUUCGUCACCCUCUGGAAACAAGUCACACUCGUUCGAUCGAUACCAUCAUCAUCACCAUCACCACACACCUCCUCCGCCUCCUUCUUACCCUCACCCUCGGGAUCUGACCACCGACACCACCUCCACCCGGAACCCUAUUUCCCACCCUCUUUCUCCUCAACCUCGAGUCACGUAUCCAACACUCCCCUUCUUAUCUCAAAAGGCAUUCUACAACUCGGAAGACAUCUCUGCCCCACCCAUCUCACUGAGCCAACCCUCCCGGAUCGACCGCCAACUCAAAACCGCGCCCGCACCUUUCUACCCUCCCCCUCCACCUUCCGUUGCUCCUCCAGCGACGCCAAAGGCCUAUACCCAAGCUGUCCAGUCGGUCGUCAUUCCUGCGCGUGGCAGUAGUCGUGAUCAGGGGCGUGUCUCCAGUGACCGGGAUCGGGAGCGGUCGCCGCGGGCCUCGAGUGAGCGACAGCUACGAAUAUCUAGUGAACAACAACAGCAGCCCAGAGUGUCUAGUGAGAGGCAACCACGACUGUCAAGUGAACGACAACCGCGACAACAAUGGAAUUACCACCAACAGGAUCAGGAGCAGGCGCUGAUGGUGACUGUUAACUCUGCAGGUGUUGCUGUUGAGGCCAUCUUGCUUCGGAACUGGAUUAUCAAGCCUGGGAGUGAGAAUCCUGCCACGGCCGUGUUAACGGGGGAUUCGGCUGAGGGGCUCAAGGUUGUUUCCAAGAACCCUGGUGUUGCGGGCGCUCUUGCUAAUGUCAAGAUCGACCUUGCCAUUCCUCUCGCCAAGGAGGCUUAA